Argiope bruennichi is the source of this 1967-nucleotide messenger RNA. Its product is annotated as M-phase inducer phosphatase-like. Gene Ontology annotation, molecular function: protein tyrosine phosphatase activity. Gene Ontology annotation, cellular component: nucleus; cytoplasm. The coding region runs from base 234 to 1781 and encodes 515 amino acids. Lineage: Eukaryota; Metazoa; Arthropoda; Arachnida; Araneae; Araneidae. The transcript is spliced from 2 exons. Gene Ontology annotation, biological process: positive regulation of G2/MI transition of meiotic cell cycle; G2/M transition of mitotic cell cycle; protein dephosphorylation. The record is from RefSeq and is a predicted model, not a curated record.
GUGGGGGCGGUAAUUUUAAAUCUAAACAACAUAACAUCUUAACUAAUAUAUUUAUCAGACAAAAAUUUAUGCAUUAUUCCGAAAGUUAAAUUAUUGUGAAAUCUGUAUACUUCUUUCAUUGUAAAUAAUAAUUAACGAACAAAUACAUUUAAACGAUUGCUUUAUCUCAUGUCGAUGUUUGUGCUUGUGUAAGUUAUGUAUUCUUUAUCUUGAUAUUGGCUUUUGCUUCAAAAAUGGAAUUUAAUCAGAGUCCUUUCUCUGAAGUUGUAGAAAGCUCUGUUUUAGUCGAUAUAAAUAAAUUAUCCCCAGUAACUAAUUUAGCUCUUAAUUUAAGUACCUUAUCAACAUCUGUAGCUGGUACACCUAUCCGACGGAUUUCGUGGUCCAAUCCUGUACCAGGUGGCGAUAAAAUUGGUGUAAAUUUUGAUGAUAUUUCUCCGUCUAUGACAGAUUCUCCAACACUUGAACUCCUACCAAAAAGUAAAUUAGCCAAACAUAAAGAUGUCAUCAAUAACCAGAUUGCAUUACUUUCAUAUGCUGAAGAAAAAGAAAAUAUAUGCCCUGGAUCGAAAAGCACUAAUUCUCAAAAAAAUGAAGUGGAAACGGAAACUUUUAUGGAAAGAUGUUCGCAAGAUAGUGGUUAUUCAGGUUCUUCCAUUUCUCAUCAGUGGAGGGAAAAAUCAUUUUUCAGCAGCUUUGAUGUUGAUGGCGAGGAUAGCAUGGAUGUUAUUUUCGACUUUGAUAACUGUGAAAAUUCUCAACAAAAUUUUCCUUUGCCUAAUAAUAUGUCAAGCUUACUGCGAAAACCUUUGGUUAGCCAGGCAUCUCGCCGACUUACACCUGGAAAUAAAAAAUCAAAACUUGCUAUGCGACGCUGCCUAUCAGUGGAAAUGGAUUCAGUUGCUAAUCAAUUGGUUUGUGGUUGUGAGAAUAUGUCUGAGCCUUUUACAGAUAAAGACACAAAUGAUACUGCGUUGAAAGUUGAUGAUACUUGUUUUUAUGCAGAUUUACAUGGAAAGUCUACUUUUAAGAGACCUGAGCCUCCAAAUGACUUAGAUCUUAAUGAAUGCAAACGUAGAAAGAGCUCUCCAAGUAUUGAUUUACCUCUUGGUUUACCUAAUAGAAAUACAAAAAUCAAAAGAUCUUAUUCUGAAACUGCUGCUACAAUUAUGCAUGCAAUCCUUAAAUCUGACUUACAGCCAGAACUUAUUGGAGAUGGUAGUAGAAUAUACGCUCUUCCUCUUGUUAAAGGCCGUCAUCAAGAUUUAAAAAGUAUUUCCCCUGAAACCUUAGCUCGUCUCUUACAAGGAGAUUUCAAGGAAGCAAUUGAUGCUUUCAUUGUUAUUGAUUGCCGGUAUCCAUACGAAUUUGAAGGUGGCCAUAUACAAGGUGCAAAAAAUAUUUACACUAAAGAGGAUAUUCUGGAGACUUUAUUAAAAAAUUCUGGUAAAUGUGCUAAAAAUACAAUUGUAAUCUUCCACUGUGAAUUUUCAUCUGAAAGAGCACCAAAUUUGUGUCGAUUUUUAAGAAAGAAAGAUCGUGAAAUGAAUCAAGGCAAUUAUCCCCGAUUGGAGUAUCCAGAAUUGUACAUCUUGGAAGGAGGAUAUAAAGCCUUUUAUAAAGAUCAUAAAGAGUUUUGCGAACCACAAGAUUAUAAGCCUAUGAAUCACAAAGACCAUGGAUUCGAGAUGCGUCAUUUCAGGGCUAAAUCAAAAUCCUGGGGCUCUGAUUCAAAGAAUCGUGGGCAACUCAGAUCAAAUUCAAUAACUUCAAUUCUUUAGGUAAUCUUCAAUUCUUUAGGUGCAUUUCAAUAUGCACAGAAAAUUUACCUCAAUGUGAUUUGCUUUAUAUCUGCUAAUUUUAUUGAUAUGUGAAAAUUUUCAAGACUAAUUAUAGGUGUAUUAGUUUAAAAUUUAUUUGCAAGUUAUUUAUUUUUUUAAAAAUUUUAUUUGUUUGACACAUUUUAU